GAGUUCUGCCCUAUUACGUCAUCAUCAAGGCGCAGGAAUCUGCUGGCGAGUUUUCGGCCAACAGGCUGGUUAAAUGUUUAGAUAUUUUAAAAUUAAACCACAUAUUCAAUCAUUGUAAUAUUUAUGGCACCGAACAGGACGUACUUAAGUAUUGCCUAUGCUACAUUCGGCAUGCUGGUGGGAGUUUCGGCUUUUAUAGUUUGGAAUGUUGUUUACAGACAGCCGUGGACUGCGGCUAUGGGCGGGUUAUCAGGAGUGCUGGCCCUUUGGGUGCUGGUCACACACAUCAUGUACCUGCAGGAUUACUGGCGCACAUGGCUGAAAGGACUCAAGCUGUUCAUGAUUAUCAGUUCAAUUUUUUCCAUGUUAGCUGUUGCUGCUUUUGCAACGUUUAUGACUCUUGCUAUUACACAAAAUCAAGAACUUUCAGACACCAGGAGUUUUUAUCUGUCCUGUGUUUGGAGCUUCUUGACGCUGAAAUGGGCUUUUCUCCUUGGCUUGUAUUCUUACCGCUACCACCAGGAGUUUGCUGACAUAAGCAUCCUCAGUGACUUUUGAAUAACUACCAUUCUGGAACUGUCUGAACAAGUCUGUUGUCUCUUAGUAGCUUUAUUUGUUUGUCAGGAAGUGGGUUUAGCAGCAGGACUUACCACACAGGAAUAAGUCAAACAGUUUUUCUUUCAUAUUAAUGCCACCAAUAAUACUUACAACUCUUCAUAUGUUAGGCAUAUUUCUCAGAUUCUAUAUAUAUGUAUAUAUACAUUACAUUCCUUUUACAUACACCAGCAUAAAAAAUCACCUGGUUUGUAUUAAUCUAUUCCGGCCUUUGCCUUUGUUUCAGUAUCAACUGAUCUGCACACAGCAAUUUGAAAGCUAAGCUAGCUAAGUUACAAAAACUCUAAUCCUUUUUUUUUUUUAUGUUUUCAUUUUUUAUUUGUCUACACUUGCUCAUCAGCAAAGAUUGAUGUAUCAUUAGUGUAGUGUAUGUUUUUUUGUCAGCAAAAUGCACUUAUCCCCAAAUCUGGGACAUCCUCAAAUGCCAUGUUACUCUAUUUUAGUAGGACAUAUAGGUCUAUGUAGUACUAUGUAGACAAGUAUUAUAAUAAUAUUAUAAUUUUAUUAUAAUAUUUGUUGCACAAUGUUAUACUAAAACAAUAGUAAAAACUUGUCUAGAUCAAAUAAUGAUUAUUUUUGUUAAUUUUUUUUUUGUGUGUACAUGGUACAACUACAUAUAAUAAGGAUUAUCAUCUGUAUGUAUUUUCAGAGAUGGUUCUCUUCAAAAGUAUUUGAACAACAAGGCCAAUUCUCUUGUGUUUGCUAUGCACUGAAGACAUUUGGGUUGAACUUGUUUUGAGCAAAGUUGCCAUGGUAAAAGUUGUUGAGCACAUCUAGAUGGAAAAAUCUGUAAUAAAAAGCAGACAUUAUGCCCUUUAGUCUCAUAUCAAUGUUUUGAUCUCAAACCCAAUUGCCUUUUCGUUUAGCAGUAACAAAAUAAUUAACCUUAUCAUUGUAAUACUUUUAUAGAGGACUAUUUUUAUUAAAGUUUUCCAAAUAUGCA
Messenger RNA from Silurus meridionalis, 1558 nucleotides. RefSeq names its product solute carrier family 48 member 1a (gene slc48a1a). Gene Ontology annotation, molecular function: heme binding; heme transmembrane transporter activity. The record is from RefSeq and is a predicted model, not a curated record. Bases 124 to 558 code for a protein of 144 amino acids. NCBI's taxonomy places the organism in Eukaryota, Metazoa, Chordata, Actinopteri, Siluriformes, Siluridae. Gene Ontology annotation, biological process: heme transport. The transcript is spliced from 3 exons. Gene Ontology annotation, cellular component: plasma membrane; lysosomal membrane.